GAGAAUUAGAGGCACGCAGAUAGGAACUAGGCUUCAGAUUUCUCCACUUUCGAGGACCAACAAGGGUGCAGCAGCAAGAGAGAAUGCUAUCCAAGCGGGGAUUUUGUGAAUCUAAUGGAGAGGCUUGGCACGGUGCUUUUGAGGAGGGAGAGAAACGAGAGAGAUUUUUUCGUACUUUGGAGGGCCCUAACCAGAUGAGGCACACUUGGCCCGACGUAAGGAUGAUGGAAAUUGGAUCAAAUCUAACGGUAGUGCCAAGACUCGCCCUGUUCUACUUACACAACCGACGACCGACUCUUGGCAACAGUUGGAAUGGUCAGGAGGAACGUGAGAGAGAGUCACAUAUAGAAAAUUGGGUUGACGAUUCCCACUGACAUGGAGGACCCCCUCCUCUCCGUCCACUUUGAAUGUGAUAAACGCCUG
Messenger RNA from Marchantia polymorpha subsp. ruderalis, 423 nucleotides. NCBI's taxonomy places the organism in Eukaryota, Viridiplantae, Streptophyta, Marchantiopsida, Marchantiales, Marchantiaceae. The record is from the annotation of a GenBank genome assembly.